This is a messenger RNA of Cryptomeria japonica (Japanese cedar), 1232 nucleotides long. RefSeq lists its product as uncharacterized. The record is from RefSeq and is a predicted model, not a curated record. The transcript is spliced from 7 exons. NCBI's taxonomy places the organism in Eukaryota, Viridiplantae, Streptophyta, Pinopsida, Cupressales, Cupressaceae. Gene Ontology annotation, molecular function: protein binding. Bases 234 to 896 code for a protein of 220 amino acids.
GUUUGGUUAAUUAAAAUAAAAUAUUUUUUUCUUUCAUUAAUUGAAAGAAAAUAGCAUCAAAUUAACAAACCACUUACAGGUGCGGGGGCCAUUCCUAUGAAUAAUAAAAAUACUCCUCUUAAUAUAGGAGAGAUUCAAGAAGGGUAGCGAAUUUUAUAGUAAUGGUAAUUGUUUUGGGGCAGAAUUUUACUUCAACAUCGUUCGGAAUGUGACAAGACUUUCCAAGAUCAACAAUGGAAGAAGAAGAGAAGAUCACAAUUUCUAUAAAGAAGAUCGGAUCAUGUCCUCCCCGUCAAUUGCAAGUUUCGCCAAAAAUUCGAGUAUCUGAAUUGCGAAGGUUGGUUGGAGCAGAGGUUAAUUUGCCAAUUGAGCGCCUGAAACUUUUCUUACAUGGUGCAGUUUUAGAUGAUACAAAAGGUGGUCGGGAAAUGCAUGUCAAUCUUAAUGAGAGUGCAGACACAUUACUUGCAUUUGUUGCACCAAAACCACCUGCAAAACACGUACAAGUUACAGAAGAAGAUGAUGAAGAUGAUUUGCGUUUUAAUAUUCCGGAGAGUGCAGCCCAAUGGAAAAAGAACCUUUUGUUUGUUUUGCGGGAUAAGUUGAGAGUACCAGAUAUCCUAUUGGUGACAAUUUUAUCCAUUAGUCUCAAGACUUGGGGAAUGGUUUUCCUCUGGUUUAUUAUGGCACCUAUUGCAUACAGAUGGGAUUUAGGACCUCUAUAUAUUCUCACUACAGCAUUCUCUAUGAUGUUUUUCAAUCUUGGGCAGAGGCAACAAGGGGAUGCCAGUGCAUAUUCCAUCUUCAAUGAUGAUUUCAGGGAGCUACCAGGGACAUUGAAUGCAGAACGUUUGGACAGAGAUAUAAGGGCUGGACAGUUUGCUGCUGGACUUUAAUUGAUGUUGAUCAAGUAUAUUCUAUUGUAAAUAUUGACUUGGCAAAUUUAAUUUUGUUCUUGAAUUUAGGCAGGAUUUUUAACAUUUUUCUUACUUGGAUUGGCAAUGCAGUCCUUUUGUCUGCAAAAUCUUGAAGUAAUGGCUUUAGAAGUAAAGCAAUGGCUCUAGAAAGCAUCCCCUGUUCAUUAGAUGGAAAUCUUGCUUCUUUUCACCUUGUACGAUAUUGAUAGUUCUUUAAAAAAAUAUUGAUUGUAAUCCCUUAGAAUGAAGGGGGCGGUUUAACUUUAUGUAAUUUGAGCAACUUUCGAAAUUAUUUCAAUUUCUAUGUUUUUCUUU